This is a messenger RNA of Hansenula anomala, 787 nucleotides long. RefSeq lists its product as uncharacterized. The transcript is spliced from 2 exons. The coding region runs from base 1 to 753 and encodes 250 amino acids. Gene Ontology annotation, cellular component: Shu complex; nucleus. Gene Ontology annotation, biological process: recombinational repair. NCBI's taxonomy places the organism in Eukaryota, Fungi, Ascomycota, Saccharomycetes, Phaffomycetales, Wickerhamomycetaceae. The record is from RefSeq and is a predicted model, not a curated record.
AUGGAUCUUAUAAAAGACAUCAAGCCAGUUAGUCUUAAGAAUUUUGUUCGCCCCAUUCAACAUGAGAUCCAAUGUCCAUUUACCAAUACAAGAGAAUGUACAAUCAUACAUAUGAUAGACCAACCACAGCCUAUACGGCAUAAAUACAUCACAGAGGUUAUCUUAAAUUACAUCAAGACCUGUAUGGAGGGUGCAAUUGGACGAAUAAUUAUUUUUGAUACGUACUAUGUUUGGAAUACAAAGAACAAAUACUUUAACAAGUUGACCUCGUCCUUAUCACCUGAGCAAGCUGAUAGAAUCAGAAUCGUGAACACACGAAAUUCAACAGCAGCUAUUAUAAAGUCUAUGGUUUCAUUAAAGGAUCCUGAUUCACCGUUACUUGAAAAAUCAGAUGCUGAAGUACCCAUUGGUUUAGUGAUUAUCGAUAACAUAUCCACAUUUUAUUGGGGAACAAAACAACAAGGAACCCUUGUGCAAGAGUAUAAAGCUCUAGGCUCUGUUUUAAAGAAAACACAAUCCACUCUGGGCUGCUCAAUAAUAAGUACAAGUUGGGAUAAAAAGUUUAAUAUUUUGCAAGAUACAAACUCUGAAAAUGAGCUCGAACUUAAGUACACUGCAAUACCCAAAGAGUUCUUCCAAUUCACAGACCAAAUAUAUUCAUUUUCUUGCAAUAUGAAAACAAAACAGGUAUUUUGUAAAUUUGUGGAUUGCUUAGAAGGAGGAAAAGAGAUCGAGUUCACUGAUAGUAUAUGACCAUAUGGCUGACUUGUUGGAACCAAAAAUGAAA